GAGAGUUUCAGCGCAUCAACAAGAAAAGAAAACUUAAAGACUAUGUAUUUUAAAAGCUGAAACGCGGGCUCGCACCGAUUCGAUGAUUUGGGAAGCUCGCGCAGGAACUUUUUCUUCCUGACAGGAAUCUGAGCGCGCGGCUUUCUGCGGACGCAGUGAAAUGAAUCAAAUUCUAUUGUGAUGUAAAAAUGAAGUCGGAAGCGAGCAAGGGCUGACAAACGGAGUUUAAAAGUGAGACCACUGCCCGGAGAAGUAGUACACGAAAUCAGAUUUGACUGCUUAUUUUCAAAUGUAAAUUUUUUGAAAGGCUGGAAAAGUUGUGGUGUCGUUCCUUGAAUCUGACUGGCAGGUAAGGGAUGUAAGGUAGGUGCUAGAAACAAGAAUCGGGAUUGUUAAAUUAUCCCCAAUGAAGUAAUUCGAGGAAAUGACCCAUCAAGUUUUGACUGAGAAGAAACAUCCUUGGACGGAGUUUAUUGGUUGACUGAGUUAUUAAGGGGCGACCUCGUCCAUUCUUUUCCCCCAACAUUCCAGCGAUGGAUAAUAGUUUUCCAGGCAGCAACAGUGCCGUGAUCCAAAAGGGAAAGUUCGUGUUCGUCGAGGCUCAGUUGCAGGGUGGAGCGCCCUGGGGUUUCACGCUCAAAGGUGGGCUUGAACACGACGAGCCGUUAAUCAUAUCGAAGGUAGAGGAGGGCGGGAAGGCGUCUCUGUUGCAGCACCCCCUGCAGGUGGGAGACGAGGUGGUCAUCAUUAAUGAGGUGGAGUUGAGCGGAUGGAGGCAGGAGGCCAUAUCUCUCAUUAAAGGAUCGUACAAAACGCUGCGGCUCACGGUGCGAAGAGAGUGUUGUCCAGGUCCUUGCUGUUCUGACCCGCGUCCUCUCAGUCCUUCCAGAGACGGCAGAUGCAGCGGAGGAGUGAAACUACGCAUCAGAAACAGACGGAGUGAGCCUGGAUCUCGACCUCAUUCCUGGCAUUCUACGAAGCUGGGUGAGGUCCCUCAGGACUCAGACAGCAUGAUGCAAGUCACCCAGGGUGGUGUGGGAGCCCCCUGGCACCAGAGCUACCACUCCAGUGCCUCAAGCACAGACCUAUCAGGAUUUGAGUCAGGAUUCCUUAGGAAGAGCCCAGAUCAGUACAGUUCCCGGGGCAGCAUGGAGAGCCUAGACCACACUCACCCAGCCUACAGCUCCUGCUAUCAACUAUCAUCAUCCAAAUCCUCCAGCAGCAUUGAUCAUCUGCACAGCAAGCGGGAUUCUGCAUACAGUUCCUUCUCGACCAGCUCCAGUAUCCCAGAGUACCUUGCGGCGGCACCAUCGUUUAACAAAGAGAGGUCAUAUUCCAUGGAGAACGUUCCACAGAGAGAAGGGGUGCAGCAAGCUGAUAUACGCUACAUACGCACUGUGUAUGACCCCCAACAGGGUGUGUCUGAAGAGCAUGAGAUCAGCUCUGCAGCCAUUAUGAGAUCCAGUGACAGCAGAGCACAGUCUAGAAGUGGGAAUGUCUCAGGCCAGAUCUGUCACCGUGGCAGCAGUAGUAGUGGAAGCAGUGGGAGUAGUGGAAGCACCUCCAGCUCACAACGCCACAGUGUUGGGCCAGUCUGGAAUCCAGCACACAACCGGCAUUCCUAUGAGAACCUAAAGGGGGUGCCAGCACCUCCAUUACGCAGUGACAGCUAUGCAGCAUUUCGCAAUCAUGAGCGUCCCAACUCUUGGUCGAGUCUUGAACAUGCUCGGUCACAGCGGGCACUUCACAAGGGUUCCUGGCAUCACUCAAGUGGUUCUGUGGCAACAGGAAAGUCCUCGUUUGGGGCUGAAGGUCAGUUGCACACAGUCAUAGAAAAGAGCCCCGAAAGUAGCCCCACUACCAAACCCAAACAGGGUUUUCCUCAGGCCGCACAACCCGGUCAGCUCAUGUUACCCACUGGCAUCUACCCUGUUCCACCUCCUGAGCCUCAUUUUGCACAAAUUCCAACCAGCAACCCUAGCUCUGAUAGUGUCUACCCAGCACUGGCCAAGGAGAGCAAGCACAACCAUCACUGUGACCACUUAGGUGGACCAGUGAAAGAGGACAGGGUGACCAUUGAAAAUGGAUACCAAAGCAAUGCUCCUAGCUCAAAUCCUGUCCAAACCCAUGUUUCGCCACAACCAAAGCUCUCCGAUAGAGUGCAAGAUGACACUCAAGUCAAACCUGGUUUUUAUCGGCCUCAAUUGCAACCACAAAUGCAGAAGUCACAAACACCAUAUGUACCUCAGGAGAGGAGGGACCCUUACACCCCGGUGCAACCAAGAGGAGAGAGACCAAGGUUCUCACUUGGUAUGGAGGAUUACGACAAGUACAGGCCACCUCAAGAUGAAGAACUAAAUAAAUGCAACGAGCAAAGCAUCCAUCCAGACCCAGGAUACACUGGGAAAAUUUCACAGGGACAAGUUGCUCAAACAUACAGAGGAAACUUCAUUCAAACUCAAGGAAGUGACCACAUAGUCAAACCUUCAAGGUACUACAGUGACUCUAGUGCUCUCCAGCAGAAAGCGCAAGACCUGGAUCAUCCCCUAACCAGACUGGAGAAUGCACUUGCUGAGGUUCAACGAUGUGCCAGUCCCGAGAGUACAACUAGUUUCCAAAGUGAGCGUAGCAUGUCCGUGCUGGAGAAAGUAAGUCAUUUUGAGAGACAGCAAGGCAAACCUCGCAGUCAGUGCAGCCUCUCCCACCAUGGUUCUACGGCUCGUCCGAGCCAAAUGCCAAGACCUUCCAGUGCCAAGAGCUCCUUCUCUGGUGUAGAGGAUGUGCGCAACAUGUUGGAGAGCAGCAACAGCUCGGUCCCUCAUGGGAGAACUCAAAGUGCUUCUAGCAUGGCAAGUUAUGAUGGACACAUGGAUGUGCAUCAGGAUUUCCUAACAAGACGUGGAAGUAGUGAUCAUGUCCAACAUCGCCAGCAACAAGAGCCUGUCGUUACCCACAAGACCUGUCUUCAAAGAAGUAAGAGCACCUUUCAGCUUGGUGAGGGGAAUGGAAAAGACAUCCAUGGGAAAGGUGACAUUCAUGACAUCUUGGGCACCAUCCAAGACACAUCUUUUAACAGAGCAUAUAGAGACAGCAUUAAAGAUGCCCAGUCUAAAGUUCUGAGGUCAACUUCCUUCAGAAGACGUGACCUUAGUGUUAACCCUCCACCAGUGCCAGCUAAACACAUGUCUCUAGAACGAAAAGGAACCAGUACAAGUCCCACACCAGCUACAACAUCCCCACACACUCCAAAGGAACGCCAUGUUGUUCCUGUUGAAGCACCAAGCAGAGCCCCUCCUCCUGAGCUCCCCAGUGUCCCAGCUGUUGGACCCCCAGUUAUGCGGAUCUGUGGACGCAAACGAUUCACAAUGGUGCAAAAGAAACGAUCGUAUUCUGAGCCUGAAAACAUGCAUGAAGUUGGAGUGUUGACUCAGGAAACCAAUCAGGCUGACAGGAAGGUUCAACAGCAGUUUCUGUCUAGUGAGAUGAGUGUUGCGGACAGACGCAGGAUGUUCGAGCAGGUGGCGAAUCGUAACGCUGACCCUAGAUUUUUCUCCUACAGGCCUGAUUUGAAGCAAAUGCAACAAGAUGCACUUGUUGAGUAUAUGGAGCGCAAAACAGGUAGAAGAGUAGACGGACAUUCAAAUCGCCCACAUAGCGCUUAUCUACAGUCUGCUUCUUCCUCUUCUGCUGACUUGCGAAACCUAAUCUCCACCCUAAGUAUGUGCUCUUUGCAAGAGCCAGCAUACGAUGGCCUCACUGGUGGUAUACGUAAAGCCUCCACCCUUCCAGUAGGAAUGCAAAGCCCCUUUUACCCCCCUAGGGGCAGCCCAAACCACACACAGCCUGAGGUUUUUGGCCAGCAGUCACAAGGCACAAAUCCUGAAUCGCACAAAUCAGGCCCAGUCCUGACCAGACAUAACCUUCCACAGCACUUGAAAGCCGCUUUUGAGAGAGCCACCUCUGCCAGAAGCUCAGGGAGGUCAGCUUCAGCUGAGGAUUUGCUGGACCGUAGUGAAGAACGUCCCGUUCCUCAGCACUUCCGCUCCAAGUCAUCUCCAGUGGAGAACUUUAGUCAGGACUUCUUGGUCAGAGACCUUCAGCUGUUGAGAGUUUCCUCCAAGGAAUCCUCUGAAAACAGGGUGUUGGCGAACACAGGACAGAAACAGCCAUCAUGUUCAGCACGUACGGAGAGGAGUUACCAGCUAAACCUGGGUCUUGUCCAGCAAGACGCACCUGUGUUGAGGCGCGAGCGUCAGAGACAUUCAGACCGGCCGAGAGCGCAGAGUGCUUCUGGUCUGGCUGCGUCUGUGGGACUCCCUUGCCCUUUCACCUCUCCAGGCACUGCCGCCAGCCUUGACUGGCAUAACGGAGACAGACUGUGUCAGCCCAACCUGGAUUCUAUUGCAUUUCCCGAAACUGGUCCACAAAGUCCGUCCGGAGCACCGGGAAUGGUGCGGCAAAACUCCAGCGACACCAGCACUUCUGAAGACACUCUGAAGGACUUCCCGUGUCCGGUGGCCACUCAGUCACCUCCACACCCAGAGGUCACGGGCCCACAACUUGAUUCAAGGCUGCAAAUCCUUCCCAAGAGCCUGGUUUCCCCAACAAAGCCUCUUCUUUCUCUUCGGAUCUCAGAAUCUAACCUUCAAGAUGUUCAGAGUAUAGCUGUGUCGCAAGAUGAUGAUGAAGUGUUUUUAGCACCUCCGCCACCAUCUCCUCCUCCACCACCACCGGCACCACUGCCCAUCAGAGAGACGGAGAUUAUACGGGACUUCCCGCCUCCUCCACCUCUCACACCCCCAGUCGAGGAGAACGUGGAAGUGUCUUUACUGCAUCCGGGACCAUUACGGCCCAUCAGCAAUUGUGAGAAUCUGACUGACGCAACAGCCCAUCUAGAGGGUGAGCUCCUGACUCCAUCAGUGAGCCCUGACAACACCAGCGCUGCCUCUCAACCCCAGUCGCCCGUCAGCGCUCCUCCAGAGCAGGACGCCUCUGAGAUCCUGGGAGCCGACUACCAUCUGCUGUCCAGACGAGAGCGGACACAAGCCGAGCUGCUCGUGGAGACUUUAGCCCGAGAGCUGGUGAGCCACGACAAAUCCCUCACCUCGCUCCUGGACACCUGGGCAGGUAAAACCACCCUGGAUCUGAUGGAGGACAUCUUCCCUUCACACAGGACGAUCAGUGGCGGCAGCCGUUUGAGUGACCGGGCUCAAGAUGGUCCAGAUACUCCCUCUCAGGCUGUUCCAAGAAAAAUGGAAACCAACUUGGACGACGAAGACGCUUACUUGAAUCAGAAGAAGGUGGAGCUGUUGCAGGCGCUGCAGGUGAGCAUGCGUUCACUGCAGGGGGAGAGAGAGGGGCUGUCGGAGCAGCAGAAGCGCUUCACGGCUCUAGGCGAGAGCAUGGAGGCUUUAGUUCAGGAGCGCUGCAAACCCAACGAGAGAGAGAAGUACCGCAUGUUCGUCGGAGACCUGGAGAAGAUCGUCAACCUGCUGCUGUCGCUGAGCGCUCGACUCGCCCGCGUGGAAAACGCUCUCAACGGGCUGAGCGACGACCACACUGCAGAAGAGAGGGAAUCGCUGCAGCUGAAGAGGAAGCAGUUGUGCAGUCAACAGGAAGACGCUCGCGAGCUGAAGGAAAACCUGGACCGGCGCGAGCGAGUGGUUCUGGACAUUCUGGCGAGUUACCUGAGCGGCCCACAGCUGCGCGACUACCAGCGUUACAUCCGCAUCAAACCCGCCCUUCUGAUUCGCCAGCGCCACCUGGACGAGCUCAUACGGCAGGGGGAGGAGCAAGUGCAGAGGCUGGAUGAGACCCUCCCCCCUGAGUCCCGCCCAAAGAACACUGACCCCGCCCCCCAAACGCCACAUUGUUUUAACUCCACCCACUUGCCACGUCCCACCACUGUGACCUCACUCUGACUCCGCCCAUCAUAGAAUGACGUCGCUUACAGCUGAGGACGAAUCAGAAUCAGUGACACUGACUAUAAGCAAUGCACACUGAGAAGUGCCUUAAAUGAAGGAAAUGACUUUUUCCGACUUUUUAAAGUAUGGAAGACCAUAACUGUGGUUUAUCUACACUAAACAAAUGCACAGCACAUUUACACUACAUACUUAGCAUAUAGCACAACACUGAAGCACAAGGCACAAUGCUAAUUCAAUGGCACAAAAUGCCUCAUUGUGAUUGGCCGAAACACGAAUAAUUUCCAGCCCUGAGCACUUUGGAACACAUGAACCACUAUGACGUCACAAAGACAAGAAACUAUUGAACACACGAACACUUUCUGUCUAUCUGAAAUUCCUGCCGUCGAUAAAAGCGACAGCUGAUUAUUUAUGAUUUUACGUUGUUUAGAAACUAUUUUGUACUCUGUACGUUGCUGUACAUACUCAAUCCCCUCGUGAUUUUAAAAUGUAGAUGUUAAAAAGCAGAAUAGAAAUUGUAUUUUUGUAAGCAAAUGACUUGCGAGGGGUUUUUGGGCGGCUUUAACAGGUGCUAUUUUAUCUAAAUCAGAGACGAUGCUUCCUCGGCACUUGAACACAAUAUCAGUACUUGGUUUCAGUAGCAAACAUUCUGUUAAAACUGAAUAUUAUUCACAACUUGGCCGAAUGCAGGGUUUUUUCUACAUUUUGGUUUGAUCACAAUGCACAUGCCCAAACUAUUUUGCCAUUUUAUUUUAUUUUAAUUUGUGGCUGUUUUUUAUUUGAAGAACAUCUUUAUUUGCGAAAUAUCUAACCCUUGUACAUCUGUAUGAAAAGGCCGCGAUAGCAGCUCAUAAUGGAAGCGUUCUUGUUCUGUUCUUGUAUGAGGCAAAACUGUUGUUGUCAUCUGAGACACAUGCAAUAGUUUUUUUGAUGGGGCUAAUCUGAAGAAACGGUUCAGCCAUGCUUUACACUGUUUAAAAGCAAAAAGAGCACAAUUGGAAGCAAAAUAAAUCUAUUUUUUAA
This is a messenger RNA of Sinocyclocheilus rhinocerous, 6944 nucleotides long. RefSeq names its product shroom family member 3 (gene shroom3). Gene Ontology annotation, cellular component: apical junction complex; cortical actin cytoskeleton; adherens junction. Gene Ontology annotation, biological process: actin filament organization. Lineage: Eukaryota; Metazoa; Chordata; Actinopteri; Cypriniformes; Cyprinidae. Gene Ontology annotation, molecular function: actin filament binding. The coding region runs from base 534 to 5921 and encodes 1795 amino acids. The transcript has 11 exons. The record is from RefSeq and is a predicted model, not a curated record.